Trametes versicolor FP-101664 SS1 is the source of this 1187-nucleotide messenger RNA. Its product is annotated as GroES-like protein. Gene Ontology annotation, molecular function: oxidoreductase activity, acting on NAD(P)H. The record is from RefSeq and is a predicted model, not a curated record. The coding region runs from base 1 to 1077 and encodes 358 amino acids. The transcript is spliced from 5 exons. NCBI's taxonomy places the organism in Eukaryota, Fungi, Basidiomycota, Agaricomycetes, Polyporales, Polyporaceae.
AUGGCCACCAUCCCGACCACCCAGAAAUCCCUUGUCCUCCCCGCAGAGGGCUCGCCGUACACCGUGGCCAAAGCUGCUGUUCCCCGCCCUGGUCCCGACGACGUCCUCGUGAAGAUUGAAGCUACCGGAAUCAACCCCUUCGAGUGGAAGGUGGCUACGCCGAUCUUCUCGUGGCUGAUCCCUGGAUAUCCGUUCAUCACCGGCACCGAUGGUGCUGGUGUCGUCGUCGAAAUCGGAGAGAACGUCUCCAAAUUCACAACCGGAGACCGCAUCGUCUUCCAAGGUUUCAUGAGGGAGAACGCACAGGCGACGUUCCAGCAGUACGCUAUCACCACCGCCGCACUCGCCGCACACAUUCCGGAGAACAUCAGCUUUGAGGCCGCCGCUACCCUCCCCGCUACCUUCGGCACCGCGGCUCUGAUUUUCUUCAACCCGUACGCCGAGACGGAGUGCCUCGGCCUGAAGCCCUUCUGGGAAGAAGGCGGCAACGAUGCUUACGCCGGGAAGCCCAUCUUCAUUGUAGGCGGCGCGACGUCCCUAGGACAGUACUCUAUCCAGCUUGCCAAGCUUGCCGGCUUCGGCCCCAUCAUCACCACCGCGUCUCCCCGCAACGCCGCACUCCUGACCGAGCUCGGAGCGACUCAUGUCGUUGACCGUAGUCUCUCCGCUGACGCGGUAUUGGCCGAAGUGCUGAAGGUGGCGGCCGGGAAGCCGUUUGAGGUCGCCGUGGAUGCCGUCUCGAGCCCGGAGAGUCAGUCCCUCGCGUACCAAGUCCUCGCACCUGGAGGUGCACUCGCGCUCGCUCUGCCGGACCAGAUCCCGGCCGAGCUGAAGAAAGACGGAGACGCGAAGCGCAUCGUCUUCAUCCAUGGGAGUGUCCACCUGCCCCAGCACAGGAAGAUCGGCGAAGAGAUUUUCGGGCGGCUGACGGGCUGGCUCGAGCAGGGGAUUAUCAAGCCGAAUGCGUUCGAAGUCCUCCCUGGCGGACUCGCUGGCAUUGUAGGGGGCCUGGAGCGUCUGAAGAACAACCAGGUCAGCGCCAAGAAGCUUGUCGCUAAGCCUCAAGAAACUCCGUGAACUUCCAGAGCUGAGGAAUAGUCAAACUUGGCCAUCAAGUUACGCCGCGACUGCGUUGUGCGUUCAGUGGUUACUUAACGAAUCUUUCCCAAUGUCAGAACUUAUUGUAA